Osmerus eperlanus (European smelt) is the source of this 2645-nucleotide messenger RNA. RefSeq names its product O-acyltransferase like (gene oacyl). Gene Ontology annotation, molecular function: acyltransferase activity, transferring groups other than amino-acyl groups. Lineage: Eukaryota; Metazoa; Chordata; Actinopteri; Osmeriformes; Osmeridae. The record is from RefSeq and is a predicted model, not a curated record. The transcript is spliced from 15 exons. The coding region runs from base 19 to 2076 and encodes 685 amino acids.
AAAUAUGCACUCCCUGAGAUGGUCCUGGUCCGGGGCCCUCUGUUGUACCGUCUCACUCUGUGGGCUGUGGUGACAGCAGCCUACAGUGGGAACGUAACCGAGAGAUGCAUGCAGGACACCAAGGCUUUUCUCUGGGAGCUUCAUCAGGACAGCCCAAGUCCAUAUGCUGCUUUAAUGUACGAUGCCUUUGGGAAGAUAGGCAGCGAUGUGAAGGGCGGCAACACUAACAGACCGGGGUCUCUCCAGGAGUGUCUCUCUGUCCAAGGCCCCUCCUUUUCAGGACAAUAUUGCCAGGUGUUCCUCAAGCAGGACCCAGUCCAGUAUUUUGUAGGCAUCUGUGUUCCCGACUCCUGUGAUGAGGACGAGGUGCAGACCAUGGUUGUUUACGAAAUGUUCCAGAAAGGUCACACGUCCCUCAUCCCUCCGUUUCCGUCCAUCCUGGUGGCCCAGUCCACUCAGGGCAUCUUCAUGACUCAUUGUCUAAGCAACACGGCCACCCCGGACCUGUCUGCUGUUACCUGCCUGUUUGUUUGUUGUGCCAUGGUGGCUGUUCCCCUUGCCGCAACUGUACUCAUAGCCAUCAUCAAGUGGCAGCUGAAAAGAGAAGUCAGUCCAGGAGUGGAGUCUUCUUCUCUGAGCACCAACCCUAACAUGUAUGGGACCCUCAUGCACAAUGGCUCCCCUAGUGUUGAUAUAAACCAAUGCACUCUCCAACAGCUAAACCAGGUCAGCGAGACAGACGACAACCAUAGAGAGGACUCUGAAGAGAACAGCUGGGUCUACUCGUGCCUGCAGGCCUUCUCCAUCCAGAGGAGCAGCCAGGGGGUCCUGAGCUGGACGGGCACCAGGGCAAGCUACUCCUCCCUCAACGGAGUCCGUAUCUUGAGCCUGCUCUGGAUCAUCUGUGGGCACACCAUCCAGCUCAGCGCCUGGAACAACCUGGAUAAUGACAAGAGGUGGAAGGAGACAGUGGACAGGAAUCCACUGUAUGUAUUUGCUUUCAGUGGGCCUGUGUAUCUGGCAGUAGACACCUUUCUGCUUUUGGGAGGUCUCCUGAGUGCUAAGUCUCUACUGGGUUCCAUACAAAAAUCUGAUGACAAGUUGAGCAUCUGUCUGGUGGUCAGCUAUCUCUUCAAGAGAUUCAAAAGAGUCCAGCCCCUGCACCUGUUCAUCAUCUGCUUGGCCAUCGGAUUCUUCUCUGUGGUCCAUAGGGGAACCUUCUGGUUCAUCGCUGAGGAUGAAAUCCUCAACUGCAAGAAGUACUGGUGGUCCAAUCUGCUGCUGGUCAACAACCUCUUGACCAUCACUGACAUUUGUGCACCUUGGACCUGGUAUCUGUCCCUAGACUUCCAGUUCUACGCCACCACACCUCUGCUUGUAUACCUCUACAGGCUGAACAAAGGUUUGCUGGUUGCCAUUGCAGCAGUCCUACUGGUUUUGUCCAGUGUCACCAGUGCUGUUCUUACUGCUUUCCUGCACCUCCCAGUUCACCAACCAACGACUCUUGCUUAUAAAAGCUACUUUCAAUAUUACUACAAUAAACCAUACACCAGAUAUGGGCCCUACCUAAUAGGAAUCCUAUCAGGGAUAUUCAUGACCACCAAAAAGAAUAACCUUAUAAGACUCCAGUGGCAAGCAGCGCUGGGUUGGUUCACCUCCCUGUCAGUCAUGGCUGUGCUGGUGGGAUUGGCCUAUGUUCUCCGAGAGGUCCCUGCCCAGGCCUCUGCCCCCCAUGCUCUCUAUCAGGGUCUCCAUCGCCCCCUGUGGGCCUUGACUGUGGCCUGGAUAGUACUAGCCUGUGAGGAGGGCUAUGGAGGGUUCGUUGACAGGCUCCUGUCCCUCAGCCUGUGGGUUCCUCUGUCCAACAUCAGCUUUGCCUGUUAUCUCAUCCACCCCAUUCUUAUCAUCAUCUACAAUGGCAAACAGGAAACACCAAUUCACUACACCGACAUCAAUUUUUUCUAUCUGUUUAUAGGCCACACAGCGCUCACACUGGUGGUGGGCUAUGUUCUAACAGUCCUGGUGGAGAAGCCAUACCUGUUCCUGAAGGGGAAGAACACUAAGUACCAAAACUAAGUCAUUGGACAUUGGACCAGUCAAAAUACAGCGUCAGCCUAGUUCAUCUCCAACCCUAUAGGAUCUAUUCCCUAUCCACUAGAACCAGUACAUAGACAACCCCAACAACUGACCUCCUACUCUGUCAGGUUUAAGAGGACUGGAAAUGUACAUGUACAAGCAAGAUGGUGCUGCUAAAGCUAAAUGUGUCUCACUUACUGGGAGAAGCCGGACAUUAGAACUGACAUGUGGACCAAGUAUGGACAAAUGUGGACAUGGAAGGAGUGUGCCAAUUUAGUUCACAUAAAUAUACUUAAUGUUAAUGUCUAGUCAGUGUUUUGAUUCUGUGAAAUUUGUGAAACCUCAAACCUUAAGGCCUAAGUGUUUAUUGAACGUGGUCUAGAAUGUACCGUAGUACUGGAACAUUCCAAUAAUAGAAGCAAAACCCAGACUCUGUCUGGCAAGCAGGGGGACGGUCUCUGCUUUACGCAAACGGUGACCUUUACCUCUCCAACUGCCUGCCAGCCUGCCACCACAUGUACACGGGAGCAUAGUAACCCAACCAUCACACACAGUGAAGAACACACACA